ACGACUGAUGAGAUGAUGACCGGAGGGCACGGUCAUCACACGAUGCCUGGCGAAAUGACCCAUGAAAUGACCGGUCAUCACCACCCGACAGAUAUGACCGGAAUGACACAUCCUCAUGAUGGACAUCCAACUGACCACACCAUGCACAUGAUGAUGCAGAUGACCUUUUAUCUCUCAACGAAGGUGACUAUCCUCUUUGAGCAGUGGUCAGUGGACAGUGUUGGGGGUCUUGUUGGGUCAUGCAUUGCCGUGUUCUUCAUGGCUAUGUUCUAUGAGGGGUUAAAGGUCGGCCGUGAGCUGCUCCUUCGUCGCUCCGUGGUCAAUGUCCGAUACCAUUCGCAACAGAUUUCCAAGGGCAGUGAGACAUUCUUGACAGAAACCCACAGCGCAGGAGAAGCCCACAUUCUGAGCUGGGGACAUGUCAUCCAAACCCUCCUCCACAUCGUUCAGGUUACCCUCAGCUACUUCCUCAUGCUUAUCUUUAUGACCUACAAUGGCUAUCUCUGCAUCGCUGUCGUCCUGGGCGCCGGUGCCGGCUACUUUGUCUUCGGUUGGAAGAAGGCCAUUGUCGUUGACAUCAACGAGCACUGCCAUUGAUCACAGCCGUGGUCAUUGGUAAGGGGAGAUGGAUAUAUUGGUGCCUGCCGUUUGAAAUGAGAAUUCUUGAAAAUCUAUUUUAACUUGAUAUUGAUUUUAAACUGCACUAUGCUAUUUACCCUAGUUUUCUAGAGUCUGUAAAAAUAUGUUGAUAUUUUAACACAAAAGAAUCGCUUGUUAAAGACUUCAGGCAUAUCUUUCUUUUUUUCUUUUUCAUUACGUCAGCAGUGAUAAAGAAUGAAAAUAUGAAGAAAGUGUCUUCUAUUACUCUUUUUAUUAUAGGAGCAAUUUUUUCCAGUGAAAUUUGAAAAAAAGGAUACUUUCAGUCACAACCAAAUAUUCCAAUUUACUCCCAUGAUAAACGAAAACUGUCUAGAACAUGAUAAUGGUUUGGAAUUAUAAUCUUACACCCUAAUUAUCAUUAAGAAUCAGUAAAAAAUUAAUAUGACAAUUGAAAUUGUAAUAACAAUAUUUGCAAUUCACUAAAGGAAUCUGGAUGUGUGAAAAUUUAAAAUAUAAAAAUUAUAGUUUUUAAACCAUCAGAUGGGUAACAGUUGCUUCUUGAAAUGUUGAUUCAAUAAAAAUUCAUGACAGCAUCUACCUGAUGCAAAUACGUUGUCCUUCACAAUACGUGGUAUAGGUCAGUCAAUUAUCCAUUUACCUAACCAUGUUUUGCGUAAGUGCAGUGGUCAAGGGAUCUUAGAUGCCUUACUACACACAUCAAAAGUCUUAGCUUCAAAACCCUACAAUUGCAUCAUGUGCCCCUUACCAAGGCAUUUUAUCCUUGUUCUUUCACUUAUUUCAGAUGGUGAAGUUAAAGAACGGCCCCAGAUACAAAUAAUCAUACAUUAUCCGAUUGAUACACGUCUAUAUAAAAAAUUUCAAAAAACAGACACUUUUCAACCAUUAUCCAAGUAUCCAAGUGAAUUAAUCACUUUCCAUCUAAAGUAUCUUUCUAAAGAUUUCAAAAAUGGUAUAUGUUCAUUGGUCUUUGAUAUACAUAUUUUUUUUUGCACUGAAAUGUCAACUCAAGCAUGCAGCUCGACUACAUAUUAUUUUAGUGAGUGUUUUGUAGUGCUGGAGCUGUAAAGGAAACCGUUUUAAUGAUAUAAUUUGUAGUAUUUCCCUACUUGUGAAUAUUCUCCUGCGCCUAUUUUAUCGUAAAAAUAGAUACAUUUUUGAUGGGGUGUUUCACAAAGUGAAUUGUGACUGAAUGUCCGUAGGGUAGUUAUUACGCAAUCUCAUUGAUUAAUAUGGAGUAUCACUUGUCCUCUGAGCUUGAUGAUUUGGCCAAUGCAGUGAUGCAACCUGAAAGUUUGAGAUCACUAAUGCCUUGUAGAUCCUCCCAUUGGCAAUGCGACCAAGAUCUGUGAUGUCACACACGUACAACUCCCUCAUUACUUUAGUACUUAUUUCACUUAUAUUCUCACUUUUAUAGAGUCUAUCACAAGGUGAGGUGUUCUCUUUAUGAGAGGACAAGUACAGAGGUUUCAUAACAUUAUAUCAUUGAUGAAUCGUUUGUCAUAUGAUUAGAAUGAGCAAAAAGAGAUGUUUUGGGGUAUAUUUUCAGUGUCCAAAAGGGGAGAGUUGUUCAUCUGUGACAUAGAUCUUGGUCGCAUUGCCAAUAGGAGGAUCUCCAUAGCAUUAGUGAUCUCGGCAUUAGUGAUCUCGACGUUCUAAUGCUCAUAACUCUUCUAUUGCUAGUCCUAUUUUACACUCAAACUUUUGUUGAUCUUAUUCUUUGAUUUUUCUGCUUUCACAAAAGCUAACUUGCUCCAAGAGUUUCAUUCUCCUUUAAGUGUGAUUUUCAGUCUUAAAUCUUUGUGAAACACCCCCACAGAAAUUGUUAAGUUUUCCAAAGAUUUUAUACCCUAAAACUUUACAGGCAUGUGCUUAUUUCCCACCCUUGAUAUCUGAUAUGAUAUGUGUGCUGAUUUUUAUCAUUUUAUGACUGACUUGAUAUAUUACAACAGAGGAAUUUAAAUUAUGUAUUAUUUUGCCCUGAAAUGAAAUGAAAGAGUGAUUGUCGUAGUUUACGUGGAUGUAAGUUUUUCAGUACCACGGUAUAUUGAAAAACUGUCAUCUGUUUGCCUGUUUGGUGAAUUUUAAUAUUUUGUAUGAUUUAUGUUUACAUGAAUAGUGUAAUUGAUGACAUUUUAUGUUUUUAUGAUUUUGAUAGUUUAUGUGCUAAUAUUUUUAGAAUCUUAAGUACUUUUAAGAGCAAAAAAAUGAAAAAUAUGCUAUGAUGUUGUUAGGAUGAGAUCAUAUUUGCCUUAAAAGAACAAAUUUUAUGAUUAUUUGAUUAAUGCUAGCAUAAGAAAUAUUGAUCAUGAUUUGUUCAUGAUUUCAACAUCCUCACAUUCUGAAACGUUUUAAAUUCUUCAGCCUAGCUCAUCAAAGAAAAGUAUUUUUACAUUAUUGUAAUAUCAAUAUUUUUCUCCCAUGUCAUAUACUGUAAAUGUUUUUUUAAUUAUUAGUCAACAAUUCUGGAUAUAUAUCUUUGAUUCUGUAAUAGAUAUAUUUAAUAUUGUUAUAAUGAUCACUUUACCUUAAAAAUAAUUUUGUGGAUAAUAAAUUUGUACAACCAGCUUAUAUCCAAUGAGAUUUCUUGAUUCUCAAACUGCAGUAACAAAAAUCAUGAAAGUUGUCACUUUAGGAGAUUUAACAUUCCAGUAACUCUGUAUGUGACCUCCCUAUAUACAUGUACAUCUGUUCUAUUUUUCUCAUGAAUACGCUUAUCCAAUACUUUGCUUGUAAAUAUUCAUUGCAAGUCGGAUGUAUUUUUGAAGGGAUUUUAAUAAGUUUUUUUGGUCCGUCGAUCUGUCCAUCAAAUGAUCAGAGAAGCACAUGAUGACAAGCUGAAAGAUAUGUGGUCUUAGAAGAGACUAAAUUGGAUGUUAAAGACUGAAGAUAUGGGAAAGAGAUAAAAGAAAAUACUUUUUAGUUAAGCAUCCGUAGACAUCGGGAAAUGUUACUGAAAGAUUUUUGUAACUACACCUUAUGUAUUGAAAUUCUCAUGUUGGCAUGGAUUUAUUAUUUCUGACGACACAGAGAGCAAUAUUUUUCUUCAAAUAAACUCAAAAGUAAACUUUCUCUACAUUGCAGAGAAGAUAUGACCAUUUAUUAUGAGUUUAUGAGUGACCGAGUGGUGUAUAUUAUAAAUCUUAUUUUGGCGGGGGGGGCAUUGGGGUCACGUCCUGGCAACCAAAAGGGGUUCCAACAAAAGCCAACAAGUAUGUAAUAAGAAGGUAGACAGACUUAGACAUCAGUUGAUUUCAGACAUUGGAAGGGAUUUAUACUUGAGAAUUUGCCACAGGACUCUACUUUACUUUACUUACAUGUAUGCUUCUGGCUGUAUCAAGAACUGCUCCUGUCAUCACACAAUAUCGGUAUGUCAGACAUAUAGGUAUAUUUUAAUAUAUAGUAUAUUACAUGUACAGUAAGUAUUAUGCAUAUUAUCACAAUGCUACAUUAUAUAUGAAUGUAUGUAGAUAUAGAAAUGAUAGUUCUCUUUUUAAUGUCAGUACCCAUGCAGAGGGGAUGAUGUUGUACUGAGUCCUUAUUAUGAUACAAACAUAUUUUUAAUUACUUUUAGUACUUAAGUACGAUGAGUUGGAAUUGAAUACACAUUUGUCUUCCCUUCUUUUUUUGAAGGAUCUAUUGUUACUUCCAACAGGGAGAUAAAACACAAUUGUGUAAAUUUUACCUCUGCAAAAUCAGCCAUUGUGCAAACUUGAUAGCAUAAAAACUUGUGUCAUGCAAAUCAAUCAUUAUGGGAUUUUUUUCAAUCUUACAGGGGAGAGGUCGGGAUUUGUCAUUAUCAUGAGUUGAUGCACAGAUUUAGAUACAGAGUGCCCACUGGAAAUGUAAAAGAAAGAUAUUUUGGCGUUGAUUAAACAAAAUUAUUUGCUCUCAAAUAAAAUAUUAUCUGCGACCCGAAAAGGGAUAAAAUUAAUUCUUUGGAUGUGUACUUUAUUUAGGUAAGGGAAGCAAAGAAAGCAAAAAUAUUUUGAUUUUUUUUUAAUCUAUCAGUACUUAAAAUUGCUUGAGUAAGAUAUUAGUUUCAAUUGAUUUGCAGAGAUUGUAUUGUCUGGGAGUGCAUUGUUGAUGAAGCAAUCUUGUGGUAAUUUGGUAGUAGGUAGUUUAGGGUAGAAAAUGAGUUAUAUUCAAGCUUUCAAUUUUUAUGUUAACCAUACAGGGCCUUGUAGCACAAAACUUAGCGUUUGAUCGUAGGGCUGGCUUUUAAGAUUGAUUAUUAUCAUUGUAAUGGUCAAGCGUACAGGUACGAUCGGUCGCUAAGCUCCGUGUAACAGGCCUCUGGUGUACUGACAAUGCCAGUUCUAUGAAUACAUUGUAUCUUUAGGGUAAUCUAUGCAUGACAAUAUACUUGCCCUAGAUAUAGAGUUGUAUUAGCUUAUUAAUCAUUGCGAAGAAUUCUGAUAAUGAAUUUCAAGAUAUUGUUGAUGGUGGUUUUUUUUCUUUCUUAUUCUUCACUAGAUACUGUCCAUUUCUGUUCAAAAUGGACCUUUCUAGUGGAAUGCAGAGGUAAUACGUCUAUAUCAUGACUAGCCUUCAUAACAGGAACUUUGUUACAAAAGUGACUUUUAAUGUAAACAAAUAAAAUGUCAAUGCCAUUUGCAUUGUAAACAUUUUAACCUUGUAAUUUAACAUUGUUCUUUCCAAGGGGUGGAUCCAGCAUUUCAGAAGGGGGGCAGAGAUUAUGACAACACAAAAUGGGUCAUUAUAUUAUUAAGAUCUCUCACCUUCAUUUUUCUCUCUCCGAAUAGACAACAAGGGUCUUGUUUAAAAAGGAACCAUACAUUCGUUCUCACUCCUGAAGGGUCACUUGCUGGGGCACAACAUAACGUUCUGUAUUCUUUGUGAAAUGGAGUAGAUGAAAUUAGGAGCAUAUACCCUCUGCCCCCCUGCCUUCUCCUCUGGACUGGUGCCUGUGUGCACAUGGUAUUCUACAUCAUCUUAUUUAAAACUGUAUUAGUAUUAUUGUAGUAUUAUGCAUCUUCUAAGCCUGAUCUGGCCCAUGCUGUGUUAUGAAUAGCAUCCAAUUAGAAUGUAUGUACAACUUAAGUUAAUUGACCACUUUUACUCCUUUUUUUCUCCUCCAAAAUCCUUUAUAUUUCUGACAUGCGAAACUAACAUGACAUAUUAUAGUCUGAGCAUGAUUCCAUGCAUAAAUACUAAGCUAUUGGAAAUGACCCAAAGAUAAUUUCUGAUAUUAAGUACUCAGUAUCAUGUGUAGUGUCCAAUGUAUUACCUGAGAUAGUAUAGUAUGAUAUACUGUAUGAUAUGAGAGAACCAUACCCAAGAUAUUUUUAUAACAUUUGAUGGAAAAUGUUGUAUAUGUAUUUGUAAAAUUAAUUGCCCUUUCUGCUUUUCUUGUCCUGGUAGAAUUAUAAAAUAAAUUACAACCUUAGCAGGUAAAUAAA
Molecule: messenger RNA, 6041 nt
Organism: Lytechinus pictus (painted urchin)
Lineage: Eukaryota; Metazoa; Echinodermata; Echinoidea; Temnopleuroida; Toxopneustidae
Product: high affinity copper uptake protein 1-like
Exons: 4
Coding region: 13-597 (194 amino acids)
Biological process (GO): copper ion transmembrane transport
Cellular component (GO): plasma membrane
Molecular function (GO): copper ion transmembrane transporter activity
Source: RefSeq, a predicted model, not a curated record